GACACUCUAAUCUUCACCAUGACUACCGCUAAACUUUUUUACGACGCUUUCAAGACCAAAUCUGGCAAGACUAUUACUAUUGGUACUGGUACCGGUACAAAGUGGAAGCGUAACCCAGCUGACAAACAAAUCAAUCAAGAAUUGGUUGAUCAAAUCGUGUCUACCAUUAACUUGGGGUUUAACCAUAUUGACACAGCACAAGUAUACAACACCCAUGAAGAAGUUGGUGCUGCGUUAAAGAAAAGCGGAAUUGCCAGAGAAGAUUUGUGGAUCACUGAUAAAUACUGUCCAGGAAGAAGUGAUGAAACACCAACUGAUAUUAUUGAUUUAGCGUUGGAACAAUUUGGUACUAGUUACAUCGACUUAUUUUUAAUUCAUCAUCCUUUCUUCGAUGAAGAUAAUUCAGUCACUUUAGAACAAGCCUGGACUGAAUUAAUUCAAGCCAAGAAAGAUGGCAAGGUUCGAGAAAUCGGGGUGUCCAAUUUUGCUUCUGUUCACUUGGAAAAAUUAUUUGCAAUUUCGGAAAAGUAUGGUAAGGAGUAUGUACCACGGGUUAAUCAAAUUGAAUUCCACCCCUUUUUACAGAAUCAAUCCAAGGAUAUCGUCAAGUAUUGUCAUGACCAUAACAUUCUCGUUGAAGCUUACAGUCCACUAGCUCCUUUGUCUCGAGUAGGCAAUAACAACCCAUUAAUUCAAUACUUGAAGCCAUUAGAGGAGAAAUAUGGGAAGACUGCAUCGCAAAUCUUGCUUAGAUACACUUUACAAAAACAGAUUCUUCCAAUCACGACGUCAUCCCAACAAUCUCGAAUGAAACAAUCCUUGAACAUUUACGACUUUGAAUUAAAUGACGCGGAAAUUAAUGAAAUCGACACCAUAGGUCAAGCUAAUCCAUAUAGAGCCUUCUUUAAACAAUACGAUCAUGUGUUAUAGACAAUAAAAUCGACAUGACUC
Spathaspora passalidarum NRRL Y-27907 is the source of this 951-nucleotide messenger RNA. RefSeq names its product aldo/keto reductase. The transcript has a single exon. NCBI's taxonomy places the organism in Eukaryota, Fungi, Ascomycota, Pichiomycetes, Serinales, Debaryomycetaceae. Gene Ontology annotation, molecular function: oxidoreductase activity, acting on NAD(P)H as acceptor. Bases 19 to 930 code for a protein of 303 amino acids. The record is from RefSeq and is a predicted model, not a curated record.